Molecule: messenger RNA, 384 nt
Organism: Centruroides sculpturatus (bark scorpion)
Lineage: Eukaryota; Metazoa; Arthropoda; Arachnida; Scorpiones; Buthidae
Product: histone deacetylase 3-like
Exons: 3
Coding region: 78-365 (95 amino acids)
Molecular function (GO): histone deacetylase activity
Source: RefSeq, a predicted model, not a curated record
UCCGGUUUUGAACCUGUCAUGGCUUCCUCGUGUUUGUAAUUGAUUAGAUGUAGAAAUUAACUAAGAAGAGCUCGACCAUGUCGAGAAAGAAAGUUGUGUAUUUUUGGGAUCCCGACGUCGGUAAUUUUCAUUAUGGUACGGGACAUCCCAUGAAACCACAGAGACUGUCAGUAACACACAGUCUAGUUUUACAUUAUGGACUUUAUAAAAAGAUGCAGGUGUACAAACCAUAUCGUGCCAGCGUCCACGACAUGUGCAGAUUUCAUUCCGACGAAUACAUUGACUUUUUACAAAGAGUGACGCCGCAGAAUAUUCAGGGAUUUACGAAAAGUCUUAGCCAUUACAAUGUCGGUGAUGAUUGGUAAGUUUAGUAUCUGUUUAUAG